Molecule: messenger RNA, 2008 nt
Organism: Lycium barbarum (goji berry)
Lineage: Eukaryota; Viridiplantae; Streptophyta; Magnoliopsida; Solanales; Solanaceae
Product: heparanase-like protein 3
Exons: 9
Coding region: 210-1832 (540 amino acids)
Cellular component (GO): plant-type cell wall; membrane
Molecular function (GO): beta-glucuronidase activity
Source: RefSeq, a predicted model, not a curated record
UUCUUUCCAACUUUACAUUAAAAUAUCAUUCUUGAUCCAAUCUUGAAGUACCAUAAUGGCUUUGUUGUCCUGUCACCCUUACUGUACCUUUAUAAACUCUCAUUAAGAGCCUCCAAUGGAGAGUUUCAUAGCAACCCAUUUUCUUUCUUUCUUUCAACAUAGAUCUUGAUAUUUAGCUCAACUUUUUUUCUUUUUUAUUUUUUUCAAGAAUGGGUUCUUUAUUUUUGCAAAAGGGUGUGUUGGUAUGGAUUUUUUUGUUUAGUUUGAGAUUCAUUUGUGGAUACUCAGAGGUUGAAAGAGUGAGUGGAACUGUGUUUAUAGAUGGAAAAAAUGCCAUUGGAAAAAUAGAUAGACAUUUUAUUUGUGCUACUUUGGAUUGGUGGCCACCUGAGAAAUGUGAUUAUGGAACUUGUGCUUGGGACCAUACUUCUUUCCUAAAUCUGGAUCUUAACAACAUUAUUUUUCUCAAUGCUAUAAAAGCCUUCUCGCCAUUAAAGAUUCGGUUGGGUGGAACUUUGCAAGACAAAGUCAUAUACCAAACUGAAGAUCAUAAACAGCCUUGUGUCUCAUUUGUUAGAAACACAACAGAGAUGUUUGGUUUUACUCCAGGGUGCCUUCCCUUGUCUAGAUGGGAUGAACUCAAUGCAUUCUUUAAUAAGUCUGGGGCUAAUAUCAUCUUUGGAUUGAAUGCUCUCUAUGGAAGAUCUGUACACUCUGAUGGUUUAUCCGUCGGAGCUUGGGAUCCAAGCAAUGCUGAAUCGCUUAUACGUUAUACUGUCAAAAAAGGAUAUGAUAUCCAUGGUUGGGAACUCGGGAAUGAAUUGAGUGGAAGUGGAGUUGGAACCAGAGUUGCAGCAAAUCAAUAUGCAUCUGAUACAAUUUCCUUGUACAAAAUAGUGCAAGAUGCUUACAAGAAUUCCGAAACUAAACCAUUGGUCCUCGCACCAGGAGGUUUCUUUGAUGAAGGCUGGUUCAAGGAAUUAGUAAAUAAAGCCGGGAAAUCAUUUGAUGUGGCCACUCACCACAUAUAUAACCUCGGUCCAGGAAGAGAUGAACACCUUAUUGAAAAAAUCCUCGAUCCAUCUUAUCUUGAUGGAGAGGCUAACACAUUCAGCAAACUUCAGAAUGUCCUAAAGACCUCUGACAGUUCAGUAGUUGCCUGGGUUGGUGAGGCUGGAGGGGCUUACAACAGCGGCCGCAACCAUGUCACAAAUGCCUUUGCUUUUAGCUUCUGGUAUUUGGACCAGCUUGGGAUGUCGGCUGCCUAUGAUACCAAGACAUACUGUCGACAAACACUGAUUGGUGGAAACUAUGGUUUACUCAAUACAACUACCUUUGUACCAAAUCCAGAUUACUACAGUGCUCUUCUUUGGCACCGAUUGAUGGGAAGGAACGUUUUAUCAACAAGUUUCUCAGGGACAAAGAAAAUACGCGCCUACGCUCAUUGUGCUAAGGAAUCUCAAGGUAUCACCUUAUUGUUGAUCAACCUUGAUGGGAAAACUACCAUCCAUGCCAAAGUUGAUUUUAACGGUACUAUGUUACAUCGGCGAAAGCACAUACAUCAUCAUAGCCACAGAAAGAGUUCAAUUAAGCUACCUAAAGGUAGCAAAAUAGCAUCAAAUACAAGAGAAGAAUACCAUUUAACAGCAAAAGAUGGAGAUUUACAAAGCCAGACAAUGCUGCUAAAUGGAAAUGCACUAACUAUAGAUUCAUCUGGGAAUAUACCUUCAUUGGAGCCUAUAUUUGUCAAUUCAACAGAGCCGAUAUCGGUUGGGCCAUUCUCUAUUGUAUUUGUACACUUACCAUAUGUUCUUUUGCCUUCUUGUAGCUGAGUGAUAUCUGGGGCCAAAAAAGAGUUCCACUUUGAUGAUUUAAGAGGUGUAUGGAUCCAAAAGGGAUUCCAUUUGAUUAUUGAACCAAUAAGAUAGGCAUAGAAUAUGUAGAGAAGGAUACAUGUAUCAUUAUUUUUCUCUAAGAGAAAAUAUAAGCAUUUCAUUCUUGGUUCCAA